CCUGCGUGUGUCUAUAACUUUGUGCUGCCGCCGCGGCCGCCCAGCUCGUGCAGGGGAGGAGGAGGAGGAGGAGGAGGAGGAGGAGGAGGAAUGUGCCAGGCGGCGGCGCGCAGGCUGACAGGCGGGUCCUCGGGCGGGCUGCGGCUGCGGCGGCGGCGGCGGCGGCCGGAGCGCCUCUCGGUGGCCGGGGCUGCGCGCCCCCUCCUCGCCGCGCCCCGGGCCCGCGCGGAGUCGUGCGUCCUCCCGCCUCGUCCCUGAAGGGAAGCAACCGAGGCGGCGGCAGGAGCGGCGGCAGGAGCGGCAGCGGCUCCCGGGAGCCCGAGCCUCCGCGGAGCCUCCGCGGCGCCCCCGGGCCUCCCCCGCCGCACCCCGCCCCGGCGCGAGAGCGGAGCGCGAGGGCCCGAGAGCCGAGAGCCCGAGAGCCCGAGCCGCGGGCGGGCGGGCGGGCGGGCGGGGAAGAUGGCAGAGGCGCCGGCCUCCCCGGGCCCGCUGUCCCCGCUCGAAGUGGAGCUGGACCCCGAGUUCGAGCCCCAGAGCCGGCCGCGCUCCUGUACGUGGCCCCUGCAGAGGCCAGAGCUGCAGGGGAGCCCGGCCAAGCCCUCGGGGGAGACGGCCGCCGACUCGAUGAUCCCCGAGGAGGACGACGACGACGACGACGAGGACGGCAGCGGUAGGGCCGGCUCGGCCAUGGCGCUCGGCGGCGGCGGCGGCGGCGGCGGGGGCGGCGCGCUGGGCUCCGGGCUGCUCCUCGAAGACGCGGCCCGGCUGCGGGCGCCCGGGGGGCAGGACCCCGGGGCCGGGCCGGGCCCCGCGGCGGGCGCGCCGAGCGGGGGGACGCAGGCGCCGCCGCAGCCUCCGCAGGCGCCGGCCCCGCCGCAGCCGGGGGCGGCCGGGGGCUCGGGGCAGCCGAGGAAGUGCUCGUCGCGGCGGAACGCCUGGGGCAACCUGUCCUACGCCGACCUCAUCACUCGCGCCAUCGAGAGCUCGCCCGACAAACGGCUCACUCUGUCCCAGAUCUACGAGUGGAUGGUGCGCUGCGUGCCCUACUUCAAGGAUAAGGGCGACAGCAACAGCUCGGCGGGGUGGAAGAACUCUAUCCGGCACAACCUGUCACUGCACAGUCGGUUCAUGCGAGUCCAGAAUGAGGGGACUGGCAAGAGCUCUUGGUGGAUCAUCAACCCUGAUGGGGGAAAGAGCGGGAAGGCACCCCGGCGGCGGGCUGUCUCCAUGGACAACAGCAACAAGUAUACCAAGAGCCGUGGCCGUGCAGCCAAGAAGAAGGCAGCCCUGCAGACAGCCCCUGAGUCAGCAGAUGACAGUCCCUCCCAGCUCUCCAAGUGGCCCGGCAGCCCCACGUCACGCAGCAGCGAUGAGCUGGAUGCAUGGACGGACUUCCGCUCGCGCACCAAUUCCAAUGCCAGCACCGUCAGUGGCCGCCUGUCACCCAUCUUGGCAAGCACGGAGUUGGAUGACGUCCAGGAUGAUGACGCACCACUCUCCCCCAUGCUCUACAGCAGCUCAGCUAGCCUCUCACCCUCUGUGAGUAAGCCAUGCACUGUGGAGCUACCACGGCUGACCGACAUGGCAGGCACCAUGAAUCUGAAUGAUGGGCUCUCUGACAACCUCAUGGAUGACCUGCUGGAUAACAUCACACUCCCAUCGUCCCAGCCAUCGCCCACUGGAGGGCUCAUGCAGCGGAGCUCUAGCUUCCCAUAUACCACCAAGGGCUCCGGCCUGGGUUCUCCAACUAGCUCCUUUAACAGCACGGUGUUCGGACCCUCGUCUCUGAAUUCCCUGCGCCAGUCUCCCAUGCAGACCAUCCAAGAGAACAAGCCAGCUACCUUCUCUUCCAUGUCACACUAUGGCAACCAGACACUCCAGGACCUGCUCACUUCAGACUCACUCAGCCACAGCGAUGUCAUGAUGACCCAGUCGGACCCCUUGAUGUCUCAGGCCAGCACCGCUGUGUCCGCCCAGAACUCCCGCCGGAACGUGAUGCUUCGAAAUGACCCAAUGAUGUCUUUUGCCGCCCAGCCUAACCAGGGGAGUUUGGUCAAUCAGAACUUGCUCCACCACCAGCACCAAACCCAGGGCGCUCUCGGUGGCAGCCGUGCCUUGUCGAAUUCUGUCAGCAACAUGGGCUUGAGCGACUCCAGCAGCCUUGGGUCGGUUAAACACCAGCAACAGUCUCCUGUCAGCCAGUCUAUGCAAACCCUCUCGGACUCUCUCUCAGGCUCCUCCUUGUACUCAACUAGUGCAAACCUUCCCGUCAUGGGCCAUGAGAAGUUCCCCAGCGACUUGGACCUGGACAUGUUCAAUGGGAGCUUGGAAUGUGACAUGGAGUCCAUUAUCCGUAGCGAACUCAUGGAUGCUGAUGGGUUGGAUUUUAAUUUUGAUUCCCUCAUCUCCACACAGAAUGUUGUUGGUUUGAACGUGGGGAACUUCACUGGUGCUAAGCAGGCCUCAUCUCAGAGCUGGGUGCCAGGCUGAAGGAUCACUGAGGAAAGGGGAAGUGGGCAAAGCAGACCCUCAAACUGACACAAGACCUACAGAGAAACCCUUUGCCAAAUCUGCUCUCAGCAAGUGGACAGUGAUACCGUUUACAGCUUAACACCUUUGUGAAUCCCGCACCAUUUUCCUAACCCAGCAGAGACUGUUAAUGGCCCCUUACCCCGGGUGAAGCACUUACCCUUGGAACAGAACUCUAUAUAAAGUAUGCAAAAUCUUCCUUGUACAGGGUGAUGAGCCACCUGCCAGCGAAGGACAGCACCCUGUCAGCACCACCCACCCUCAUUCAGAGCACACCGUGAGCUCCUGUUGGCAAUUCUGUGGUGUAUUCAUAUCACGAUGGUUUAUGGGAUGUUUUAAGUGUCGUUUUUGUGUUUGUUUUCCUUUGACUUUCUGAGUUUUUCACAUGCAUUAACUUGCAGUAUUUUUAUGUUAAAAUGUUAAUCAUCCUUCCCCUGGCAAAUUUAAAAACAGAAGGAAAAUGUUGUACCAGUUACUAUUCUGGCUUUGGGCAUCACAAGCAUUUGAGCCCUUGGAACUCCAUAAACUAACAAAUUACAUAAACCAGAGGGGGAUUUUCUUUCUUCUUUUGUUUGGUAGAAAAACUAUCCUUUUCUAAAAACUGCACAAUGGCACACUGUUUGCCGUGCACACCAGUCCAGGACUGACCCCUGCAUAGGCACAAUGAAUGGAGUGCAGCAUGCCACCCAGCGUGUUUUCGUUCUGAGCCAGGUGGUUGGGGGCGGUGGGGGGCGACGGUGAGACCCCCAGCACCUGGUCUGCAGUUGCCAGAUCAGUAGGGCCUCUGGUCUCCUGGCAAUAUCCUCAGCUAAUGCAGUGAAUAGUGAAGGUGUAUGGUGGUUAGAAAUUAGGAUCUUUUCAAGAAAGAAAUCAGCUCAGCUACCCACUCAUUGCCAAAUGCCACUAAAGGAUUUAGUUUUAAGGAGAAAAGAAAAAAAAAAGUAGUCCUGUUUUGCUUUGCAGAAGAAAUGAACUUACAGGUGAGCAUUAAGCCUGCAGCGAGCAAUGUGUGAAAAGUACAAACCAGAGUCACUAUUUUCCUAAAAUACCCUUGAUUAUUUUCAGCCUUGCUGUGUAUAAUCUGAUCUACUAGACAUGUGUGAGUGAGAGGCAAUAGCAUACAAACUGAUUUUUAUAUAUAUAUACACACACAAUCUAAUAUAUAAAAGCUUAGAUUGUAAUCGUACAAAUGACACAAUGGAAGUACAAGGUAGGGCAGUUUUGACUUGUUUUCCCCCACUUUUCUGCUUCUGUGGAUUUCAUUUUGUUUUGUUUUCAAGAAGUUAUGGUGCUGUAUAGGUGCUUUCUGUUUAACCUGGAAAGUGUGAUUAUGUUAGUUACUCUCUUUGGUAGACCGAAUAGUUGGGAACACCUUUGGUACAUGUAAUGAAGCUCUGAUUAGCACAGCGUAUGCAUACUUCUCCAAAGUGAUAUAUGAAGACUCUUUUCUUUGCAUAAAAAGCAUUAGGUAUAUAAAUGUAUAAAUAAAUUUUACCAUGUACAGUACAAAAAUGGAACAUUCUGCAUGGACAUUAGGAAUACAGGCUAGUAUUUCAGCACAGACUUCCCUGCAUGAGUUCUCGCUGACGCUUGCACCGUGCAGUGGGCACUGACUCCCUUCCACCAACACAGACGUGCCACCCGACCCCCUGCACUUACCACCCGCCGCCAGGGGCCCCCUUGUGCACCUUUGCUUUAUAAUUCCUCUGGGGGUGAUAUUGGUGGUGAUAACAGCUCCUAGCGUAAUGAAAGUUCCAUUUGGUAUUGUCACACAUCUCUCCCGCCUCGCCGGGGUCGUCCUGUUUGAGUGAUGGCCCUGUUGAUUUCACCCUGCCUUUUACUGAAUCUGUAAAUUGUCGUGCAAUUGUGGUUAUAGUAGACCUGUAGCAUAUUGCCUUUUCUAAACUGCUACACGUUUAUAAUCUUCAUUUUAAAAGUAUGUAUAAUUUUUAAAAGUAUGUAUUCUAUUCACGUGGUCUGCUUGUCAGUGAGACAGACGUUUUGCUUACUGUGUUCCUUUAUGAUAAUGCUCGCCACUUCCUUGACUCUUCAGUAGUCCGCUGUACACAGGAACUGUCUGGUAUCACUGAAAGAAGGCUACCUCUUGGGUUCCUAGGUGAUGCUGCCCAGGUGGGGGAUGCAGUUGGGACCCAGCUGCAGCAGCUGAGGGGAUGGAAGGGUGGAGGGAGGUCAGAUAUGCGGAGAACCCGGAGCGCUUACAGUGUGAGGGCCCUGAGAAUUUCUCUCCUGAACUCAAAGAAACAAGCAAACUAACAAAAUUAGCUAUUUGCCUCUGCAGUUUUAUAGACCCUGGGAGCUACUUUGGGAGUCAGAAAAGCAACUCUCAAAUAUGUUUCAACUUUAAAAUGUUGAAUUCCUUUUGGACAUGUGGCAUCUCAUUUAUUCUCCUUUUUUCUGUGUUUGUUAGAUUUCAGGCAGAAUGUCUUACAAAAUGUCCUAGAACCAGAUUAUAAUUUAAUCUAAAACAGCUGAGGGAGGGACAGAGGAGGCAUGAGAGCAGGGCAGCCACAGAGUGAGUGCAUCAGGAAAAUGAAGGCGGUGGGGGGGGGGCAGCUUUAAAUGUGUUGGCUUUGUGUUUUUUAAUAAUGCCAGUAGCAUCUACACGUAGAGAGAGCAUUGUGGGGAGCCGAGAUCAGGACAAAGGCAAGUGCCAGCCUCAGUUUCGAGGGAGUCCGGCAAAAAGGGAAUAGUAGGCCUAUGCAGGGUCACAGCAGCGCCACUUGGAGCCUGGCUACUGCCAGCUGGCCAUCCGCCCAGAGGCCAGGCUCCCUUAGGCUCACCAGGUAGUGUUGCAGGGGUCCGACAGGGCCGAGGUGCAGUGUAAGGCCUCUGUCUCUUAUACCAAGACCCUGCUUUCUUUUUUUUUUUAAUAAAUUAAUUUUUUAUUGGUGUUCAAUUUACCAACAUACAGAAUAACACCCAGUGCUCAUCCUGUCAAGUGCCCCCCCUCAGUGCCCGUCACCCAUUAAUCCCCACCCCCCGCCCUCCUCCCCUUCCACCACCCCUAGUUCGUUUCCCAGAGUUCCGAGUCUUUAUGUUCUGUCUCCCUUUCUGAUAUUUAAGACCCUGCUUUCAAGGAGGGCCAGCUGUUGGCCCCCAUGUGGAUUCUGAGUGUCCCGGGUCCCUCAGUAAGUUUUCUGAGCUGGAGCACUCGGUAGCCUCCAGGGGCCCGACAGCUCUAAGGCUUGCAUCCUGGUGAGCACUCUUCCAGGCCGUCCCCAGCCUCUAAACACGCUGCUCUAGGGAGCCUUCCUCUUUUUGCCGGGAAAUUAGAAGAGUAACUAAUGUUGAAUACGUGACAUGCGCUCUGGGGUUCUUGUAUCUCUCUUCGAGCUCCAGAACCAGACACCUUUGACCAAAGUUAGAAAAGAGCUUUAUCAUAAGCCUGCCCUGUCCUGGCAUGAGACCCGCCUGCCAGGUUCAGCACACCCGAUAACUGUGAAUGGAGCCGAGCUCCAUCUCCUUUAUUGCAUCCCCUGCAAUGUAAUGAGUGCAGAAACACUUAUUUUUUAAAAAUUUCGGAAGUUUGUCUUUCCUGUUAACAGGAGGGUUGUGCACACACACGUGGCACAAGGUGGGCUUUGUGUGUGUGUGUGCGUGUGUGUGUGUUUGGUGUUGAGUUUGCGUAUUGUGUGUGUCUCACGUCACCACCCAGAGGUGAGGACCUCAUGGCUCACAGCUCAGGACAGCGCUGUCCAGUCUCAGGAUGCCGUUUCAGGUGGCUGCGAUCUGGUUAAAGACGGUAGGGACAGGCUGUGCCUACAGCCGGUGGACCCCGCUUACAGAAGAAGGACCGUUUGGAUCUCUUGGGAAGACUGUCCAGGGGAAAGCAGUCCAACAGCCAGUCGUGUGUCGUGUGCUGAUGCCAUGGGCUGCUGAGGGGAAAUACAGAUGUCACCCUUUCUGAAAGCAGAAGCAGAACCCUGAUAGCUCUAUACCUGAUUUCCUUUUUCUCGAUGUAUUUGGGGAAACAUUGUACGAUUAGGCCUACUGUUGUGUUUUUUGUUUUUUGAUUUAGCAGAGUUUUUUUGUAGAAAUGCAAUCACUGGCAAAGAGGUACGAGAAAGCCAGCCUCUCCUGAAGACUGGGGGCAGCAGGCACAAUGAGGGGAAAGUGGGGCCCUCGUGAAGUCCCAUCUGCAUGUAGGAUCUUAACGCAGACAGCCAAGUAACUGAAAAGAGUAUAUUCUAUUUGAUCUAAAUCUUCGGUGGAUAAGAUUUUACGCAGUUUGAAUGAAUGAAAUAUUUUCCUCUUGUUUUCUAUUUGUGUAUUUUUCUUUGAUGAGUGAUUGGUUCUGAGGCCUCUGGCACACUCCGGAAUUAAUUUGUGUGGCCGCUUUAAAAAACUGUGUGUUUGGUCACUUAUUUCUCUAAAAUUAUCUCAUUGCCUGGCAAUCAGUCUUCUCUCGUAUACUUGUCCUAGCACAUUAUGUACCCGGGAAAUGUAAACAGAUGUGAAGAAGGACCAGAAAAAUUAGUUAAUAUUAAAAAAAUAUAUUGUGCGUUUUGGCUUCACAUGUUUAACUUUUUUUAAGAAAAAAAGUUGCAUGAAUGGAAAAAAAAAUCUGUAUACAGUAUCUGUAAAAUUGUCUUUACCUGUUUCAAUUUCUUGCUCAUACCCCAUUCAGACUAGAAUUAAAUAUGGUGCAUGGCCAUAUUCUAACACCUAAGAGUCAAGCAGUUGAUACUUUGGUUUGAAGCACCUCAUCCUUUCUUUCCAAGCGAACACUAUCAUAUUGCAUUCUUACUGAGGAUUUUGUCCAACCAUCUGUUGCCAUGAAUUAACUCUACCGCCUUUCUUCUCAAGAAUCAAAACCAAUUUGAUUUGGGAAUCUUCCCCUUUCCAAAUGAAAUAGAGAUGCAGUACUUAACUUUCCUUGGUGUUUGUAGAUUUUGCCUUGUGUAUUCCAUUUAAAACCGUAAUCUAGUUUGUAAAAGAGAUGGUGACGCAUGUAAAUAAAGCAUCAGUGACACUC
Nyctereutes procyonoides (raccoon dog) is the source of this 7525-nucleotide messenger RNA. RefSeq names its product forkhead box O3 (gene FOXO3). The record is from RefSeq and is a predicted model, not a curated record. Gene Ontology annotation, cellular component: mitochondrial matrix; nucleus. The transcript has 4 exons. Lineage: Eukaryota; Metazoa; Chordata; Mammalia; Carnivora; Canidae. The coding region runs from base 460 to 2490 and encodes 676 amino acids. Gene Ontology annotation, molecular function: RNA polymerase II cis-regulatory region sequence-specific DNA binding; DNA-binding transcription factor activity, RNA polymerase II-specific. Gene Ontology annotation, biological process: regulation of transcription by RNA polymerase II.